ACUGGCACGAUGGCAUUUUGAGGUUACAGGGGUUACAGACAAACCGCAAAAGACGCCAGACCGGCCUUUUUAAUUCUAUUGUUUUCAUAACAAACUAAUCGGCUUUUUGGAGUAUUCAGUGAAAUUUAUCAACGAUUAACAUAAGACGAAGAUGAUUUAAUAAAUAAUAUCAUAGGUCCUAAUUUAUAACAGAUAUCUAACUAAAAAGAAGAAAGAGAAAACUGCAUUGUUUAUUUAUAUGUAUAGAAUCGAAUUUGAGAAUCAAGUAAGAGUUUAAGACAUUUGCCAAUAUUUUAUCAUUACACAUGAAAAUAUGGUAGAGGAGCAAAUGCAAGUCGAGCAAAUGCAAGAGGAGCAAGAUGCAGAAGAUCAUGAAAGUGAAAACGUUAUUCCCAACGAUGUGCAAAAUAAUGAAGAAAAUAAUAUUCCAGCUGAAAGCCCACAACAAACAAACACGCCGAGUACAAACUUGGAUGUCUCGGAAGUAGACUUUGAUCAGACAUGUCCAAUAUGUAUGGAAGCAUGGACCAGCUCAGGGGAACAUCGCUUGUGUUGUUUACGCUGUGGACACCUGUUUGGGCACAGUUGCAUCCUAAGGUGGUUACAAAAUUCUUGCAACAGUACGAAUCGCCGUUGUCCACAAUGCAAUUAUAAAGCCGCCGUGAAACAUAUUAGGACGUUAUAUGCGAAAAAACUGACAGCAAUUGACUCUACUGAAUAUGACAAUUUGAAGAAGAAUUUGAAUAAGGUUUCAACUGAAAAGAAUCGUUUGCAGAUGGACUUGACGCAAGCCAACAUUCGUCUAAAAAUAUACGAGAGCGAGAUGACUGGCAUGAGGAAACGUAUCACCGAAUUGGAAAAUCAAAAAUCAAGAAUCAACAUGGAUACUUGCCAAAAUGCUUCGAGUCUCUCUACUUCAAGGAAGUUUUAUUUAGAACAAUCUGUAGAAAUCUGCAAAGAUGGUGGCUGUCGUGUCUUAGAUUAUAAUCCAUGGUACAAAUUUCUUGUUAUUUCCCAAAAGUCAACAAACCCGCUAUUCAACGGGUAUGGCAUAAGGAAGAUAGAUUGCGAAAGCUUCAGUUUACGGCAAUUUAUUUUCUUACACACUCAGGCUAUAAGAGAUGUGACUUUUCAUUCCACGCAACAAACAAUUCUUCUUAGUGUUGGCUUCGAUAAAUGCGCAAAGCUAAUGGACAUCCAAAAUAAUGUGGUAGUACACACAUACCAAACGGAAUAUCCACUUUGGAGUUGUUGUUGGUCAGGUGACAAUCCAAACGUUUUUCUAACUGGUGCGCAAAAUGGGAUUAUCACUCAGUUUGAUAUUAGACAAACUUCCUCUGCUAUUGGCGUCUUGGAGGGUAAUGGUGAUAAGUCACCAGUUGUAUCAAUGGCAACAGUGCCGCCGAAUCCUGGCAGUGGUAUCGGUAGAGGUGGAUUUAUAGCAUGUCGUUUGAAUACGUGUUAUACAUAUGAAAUUAAGGACACUAUCUAUCUGUCUAAACAGAUGUUCAUAGAAGGUCCUUUUGUCUCAGUGCGCUAUGAUGAGAAAAAUCAUCACUGUCUUGUAUCAUCUCGUCCUAAUCCUAGGCAACCAUACGCAAGACACGUAGUGUGUACUAUUGAAAAGAAUAUGUCUAACGAAGAGAUAGUUACAUACAAUGCCGUGCAUACAUUCCAAGCCGGUAAUUCUCAACAACUUUUAUCUCGACCAUGUUAUUUAUCUACGGAGGAUGACACAUUAGUCGCAGCAUAUUUAGAAUCCAAAAAUAAUAUAUCAUUAUGGAGUGUAGCAAACGGUCAAAAGUUGUAUAAUCUUCCACUAUCGGAUCCUGUCAUGGAUCUGUGUUCAUUUAAUAUUGAAAAUAACUUAUUUUUAACAAGUCUUUCUGCAAAGACCCUUAGGUUAUAUAAUUAUGGACAAUUAACACAUUAAAUGUAAAGUACAAAUGUACAAAGUAAUACACAAUUUUCCUCGCCAUUUAUUGCGCAUGAUAUUUGAUGCAAAAUGCCACGAUAUCUUUUGAUACAAUGUUACUGUGACGGAUUGAGACUUGAAACAUACUUCUUUUCUUUGUAAUAUAAUGUCAUAUAUAUAUACAUACAUAAAUGUUGAUUAAUAUAAAAAGAAAUAUAUAUAUCUGAAAUUCAUUUACAAUAAUUUUUUCAUUCUUCUAUUUGUUUUUAUCUUUUGUACUUAUAAUCCUACAGAAUAAUUAUAGAUUGGAUGUAGUUAUGAAAUUACAUUUAGAAAAACAAUUUAGAUACAAUUAUUCAGAAUAAUCUCAAAAAAUUACUUAAGUUUGUCAUAAAUUCAUGUCAUCUUUAUCACACAUUAUUCCUUUGUUUAAAAUUUGAUGAAAUUUUUAUAAGUAUGGAUUUUUAUAUAUAUAGUAAAAUAUUUGUAUAUAUAUUAUGUGUAUGUGUUUAUAUUAAAGCUAUUUGUACAUAAAGAUUAAAUCUGUUGCAAAAAUUGUAAUAUAAAAAAUUUUCUCAAAAA
This is a messenger RNA of Wasmannia auropunctata (little fire ant), 2497 nucleotides long. It is a transcript of the gene Rfwd3, whose product is annotated as E3 ubiquitin-protein ligase RFWD3-like. The coding region runs from base 314 to 1933 and encodes 539 amino acids. Gene Ontology annotation, cellular component: nucleus. The transcript has 3 exons. Gene Ontology annotation, molecular function: ubiquitin protein ligase activity; protein binding. Lineage: Eukaryota; Metazoa; Arthropoda; Insecta; Hymenoptera; Formicidae. Gene Ontology annotation, biological process: protein ubiquitination; interstrand cross-link repair. The record is from RefSeq and is a predicted model, not a curated record.